Messenger RNA from Nematostella vectensis (starlet sea anemone), 2318 nucleotides. Its product is annotated as low choriolytic enzyme. NCBI's taxonomy places the organism in Eukaryota, Metazoa, Cnidaria, Anthozoa, Actiniaria, Edwardsiidae. The record is from RefSeq and is a predicted model, not a curated record. Gene Ontology annotation, molecular function: zinc ion binding; metalloendopeptidase activity. The transcript is spliced from 10 exons. The coding region runs from base 460 to 1443 and encodes 327 amino acids. Gene Ontology annotation, biological process: proteolysis.
UCUACGCUUUCAGGUCGUUUGUUUAACCUACACGUGUUUAUAACCUGACCAAACAAUAUCUACGCAUAGAGUCAUUUAACGUGCUUCCCUUACAUGUCAAAACACUCAUUAACUUUGGAUGUCGCCUGAUCUGAUAAACUUCCCAGAUGUCUCUUUACUUUACAACACGCUUUUGGAAAAUAAAAUAUAAUGGGUUAUCAUUAUGGUGACUUGGAAAAGUGAAUCUUUCCUAUAUACUUUAUUGCUGAGAAUAGAAAAUCAUUAAAAAAAAUCGUGAUCUCGCUGGAGCUGCAAUCAUAUUCAUCUCAAAGUGAAUGACAGGCGACUCCAAUACUCCAUAUUCGCUGUCAUCCAUGCUGUGUUUAUUGCAGUCUUCGUUUGCCUAGCGUGCACACCUGAAAGAUGUCGAGCAGGGUUAUAAUUGCGUGAGUGAUUCUCUAAGCCUCAUUUCUCGCCAUUAUGUCACCUCGCACUUUUCUCCUGUUAGUGGGAUGCGUUUGCUUUGUCUGGGCCACGCCUGAAGAAAACCGUGGCUCAACGCGCUCUAAUCUACGCGAAGGUGAUAUCGUGGUUAGCGGUUCGCGAGGUGCUGAGUCGGCGAGGUGGCCACAGGGAAUGGUGCAUUACACCAUUGAUCAGUCUUUAGCUAAUAAUGAAAUCGCAGUGAAGGCCAUCACGGACGCCAUGUUGAUGUGGAGCACUAAAACCUGCGUCAAAUUCACCAAGAGGACAAAUGAACAGUCAUACUUGCAGUUUUAUCUCGGCGGCGAGUGUUCUUCUGCUUUGGGUCAUCAAGGUUACAAACAGUUUGUCUCGCUAGGUCCUCAUUGUUGGCAAGCAGGAGUAGUGGCUCAUGUCUUAGGACACGCGCUGGGUCUGCAACACGAGCAGUCUCGCCCGGAUAGGGAUAGCUACGUUACCAUCAACUGGGAGAACAUUGUCGAAGAUGACAAACCGAAGUUUACGAGAAAUAAAAUGGAUACGUUUGGUUUGGCGUAUGAUUACCAAAGUUUGAUGCACUUUGAGGAGAAGGCGUUUAGCAAGAAUGGACAACCCACUGUAGUGCCCAAAUCUGCCGGGGUAAAGAUCGGACAAAGAGAGAAGCCUAGUCAGCUUGAUGUCCAGAGAAUUAGCCAGAUGUACAAAUGCGGAGAAGUUGGUGGAAUUCCUGGAACUGGAGGUGGAUCUGGGGGAAGUGGAGGCGAGUGUUUUGACGGCCACCAGUACUGCAAAUACUGGACAAGUCAAGGCUACUGUCAGACGAACACUGCCUACAUGAGGCUCUAUUGCAAACAAAGCUGUAAUUUCUGCUCUGGUCAGCCAAACGGAGCUAACUGCCAUGACUAUAACAAUCAGUGCCAGUACUGGGCAGCCCGUAACGAGUGUAGCAGAAACCCAAACUACAUGCGAACUUACUGCAAGAAGAGCUGUAAAGCUUGUUAAACCGAGUGCCUUCGUGAAAACAGCGUCAACAAAGGGAAAAAUACCCAAGUGUUGUUAUUUCUGCGAUCGAGAAAUGUCUGUUGAUUUAUUAUUGCAACUAUUUUCAAAAACAUAAUGAUAAAUGAUCACACAGGUUAUGCAUGGCUAUGUUUUCCACAAGGUUAUCGGAUUAAUGGCUAUAAAAAAUGCCAGCUUCCCACCCGCGUCAGUGAAGCAUUUCUAAAGACAUUAUAAUUUUCGCAAAUAAAUAUCUACGAGUUAUAUCUUGAUGGCUUUACAGCCAAAUUCGUUGUUGCGCGACCUCGGCGAAUCCAAAAUCCAUGUCUCGUUUGGGAAUAGCGCAUAGUCAGAGACAAGUGUUGGGGGCGGUUUGUCUGGUUUUGAUUUUUUGGUUUGAUUGACUACGCGCUAUUCCCAAACGAAGAAAGGAAUUUUGGAUUUUGGCAGGUCGCGCAACAAGGAAUUUGGCUAUAAUUCAAGAAAUAAACUUAAUUGAGAUUUAAACGUAUCCUUCUGCUGAAUUUUACGAAUUUAGAUAGAUGAAAUAUUUUAGAAAUCCGUUUAAAAACCAGCAAAAAAACGUCAAUUUUACCUUUUUCUGAUGACCAAGACCCUUAACCUUUUUGUCUCCCGCAUUUUCUGCACUAACAUCUUAUUCGAGAGCUGUCUUGUGUAACGUAACUUACAGGGUAGUACAUGCGGACUGCCGAAAUUGGCAAAUUCGUAUGUCUUUAGAAAUCCUUCAUUGACGCGGUUUGGAAGCCUGUGUAUAAGCAUAGCCAUACCUAAUCAUCAUACUACAACUAGAAUACUUUGAUUUCAAAUUAACUUAUACCCUAAUAAGUUCUAAGCGAAAAAAUAUAUUGUGGCUUCUA